AUGCUAGGAAGUGUUGAUUGUAUGCAUUGGAGGUGGAAGAACUGCCCCACGGCGUGGGCAGGGUCUUAUACUGGGCAUGUCAAUGCUCCGACGAUCAUUCUCGAGGUGGUAGCGUCGCACGACCUGUGGAUCUGGCAUGCCUUUUUCGGCAUGUCUGGUUCGCUGAACGACAUCAAUGUCCUACACCGGUCGCAUCUCCUCGACGACCUUGCCACCGGUGAGGCCCCAAAGGUUAAUUACACCAUCAAUGGUCACCAUUACACCAUGGGGUACUACCUUGCUGACGGAAUUUACCCAGAAUGGGCCACGUUUGUGAAGUCCAUUCCGGUGCCUGUCGGCAGGAAGCGCCAACACUUCGUCGUACAACAAGCGGCGGCUCGUAAGGAUGUGGAGUGCGCCUUCGGAGUCCUCCAGUCGCGGUUUCCCAUUGUCAGGGUGGCCACGAGGUUAUGGGAUGAGGAAACUCUGUCCUCCAUCAUGACCGCAUGCAUAAUCAUGCACAACAUGAUAAUCGAAGACGAGCGUGAAGACGAAGAUGUGGAGUACAUGUACGAGGGAGCAGGUGAGGACGUCCAGCCUUCUCAUGACAUCACCCCACCAUUGAUGGCGUUGAGCCAACGUUACAAUGCUAUUCGAAGCAAGCAGUACCAUCUUCAUCUCAGGGAUGAUCUAGUCGAACAUCUGUGGCAGUUACACGGAGGUGACUGA
Phragmites australis (common reed) is the source of this 708-nucleotide messenger RNA. RefSeq lists its product as uncharacterized. NCBI's taxonomy places the organism in Eukaryota, Viridiplantae, Streptophyta, Magnoliopsida, Poales, Poaceae. The coding region runs from base 1 to 708 and encodes 235 amino acids. The record is from RefSeq and is a predicted model, not a curated record. The transcript has a single exon.